Penicillium cosmopolitanum is the source of this 2022-nucleotide messenger RNA. RefSeq names its product putative C2H2 transcription factor Crz1 (gene crzA). Gene Ontology annotation, molecular function: RNA polymerase II cis-regulatory region sequence-specific DNA binding; DNA-binding transcription factor activity, RNA polymerase II-specific. The transcript has 4 exons. Bases 1 to 2022 code for a protein of 673 amino acids. NCBI's taxonomy places the organism in Eukaryota, Fungi, Ascomycota, Eurotiomycetes, Eurotiales, Aspergillaceae. Gene Ontology annotation, biological process: regulation of DNA-templated transcription. The record is from RefSeq and is a predicted model, not a curated record.
AUGGCGUCCCACAACCAGGGCCAGGGAUCGGGCGCCUCACCCGGCAAUCCAGACCAUCGCAGCGUGAGCCCGUCACCCCACACUCAGCAGUAUCACGACCCAACCUCCGGCUUGGGCCUGGAUCCUUCCAUGUCCGCCGCCUUUGCGACAAACCAACCCUUCAACAACCAGGACCCAGGAAUCGGCGGCGCAGACGCGUAUGGCUAUUCUACUGGUUACUUGUCGGCCGCCCCGCCCGCGCAGAGCCUCGAGCAGUUCCCCCCGGUGAUAAACACCAACAACAUCUCCAUGUCGCAGUCUUUCGACCCAAAUCUCGUCAACCAAAUGGACCAGGGACAAUCGGGUCUACACUCCCGGCAGCCCGAUGAGAACUUCUCCAGUUUACUCAAUAACCCCAACGACUUGGACUUCUCCGGCUAUCAUAACCACAGCCCCCAUAGUACUACCGCGUCAGAAUACGAUUCGUCGCAUCUCCUGGAUCCCCAAAUGCAUCAACGACCGGCAUCCAUGCACCAGGCUAUCAACCCGGCCGAUCUAUCCUCCCCGGGCCCCAUGUCCCCUCCCGGAUCAACCCCGGGCACGUAUUACACUCCCCAGCAUUCACGACACACCUCGUUGGAUCCGUCUACGGCGACUUAUUUGAGUGCACAACCAAAUGCAGACUGGGGGUCAGUUAUGAACAAUGUCGCAUUCCAGGGCCACCGGAGAGCAGCGUCAGAGGUUUCGGAGGUUUCCUCGGCCAAUCACUCCCCAUACCUAUCCCAGCAUGAGUAUGACGGCAUUGAGAACAAUGCAUCGCCUUCACUGGCUCCGCAAAAUGAUCCUGCUUUGUACGAUAAUCAGCUGGGUAUCGAGCAGUUUACCCUCUCGGAGCAGCAGCAAGUUCCCUCCUGCGCCGACCGAAAUGUACGGGAUGCCGGGGAUGCACUCUUGAACCAGGGCUUCGACAAUGGCAUGACAGAUAUUGGCCAGGCAUCCUCGAUGGCCCCUCCUUCCAUCAACGUGGAAUUUGCCCCGCCAUCACGAGUUCCAAGCUUCGGAUCUCGUAUGCGCAGCAAGUCUGACCCAUAUACACACCCAGCGUCUCGUUCAAGAUCACCGGCGAACUCGGCCACGAGUCUUGAGCCUGUUGCCCCCAGCACUCCUCGCUCGUUAUCCCCACACUCACGCAGUAGCCCUGGAUCCCGCGAGGCAUCUCCCUCCCGUUCCAACCGACGUCUCUCAACGUCGUCGAUCGAAAGCCGAAAUUACAUCCUGGAUUUGGCCGAUCCCCAACGCCCCGGUGCGGUCCCGGGCGAUUCCAAGCGUGUUCAGAAGCAUCCUGCCAAUUUCCAGUGCACAUUAUGCCCAAAGAAGUUCACCCGGGCGUAUAAUUUGCGCUCUCAUCUCCGAACCCACACCGACGAGCGACCGUUCGUGUGUACUGUCUGCGGCAAGGCAUUCGCCCGUCAACACGACCGAAAACGACACGAAGGGUUGCAUUCUGGCGAGAAGAAAUUUGUUUGCCGAGGCGAUCUGUCACGGAAUGGAAACUGGGGUUGUGGUCGUCGAUUCGCCCGCGCCGACGCUCUUGGUCGUCAUUUCAGAUCCGAAGCAGGUCGAGUCUGUAUCAAGCCAUUGUUGGACGAGGAAUCCCAAGAGCGGGAUCGUGUUCUCAUGGAACAACAGCAACAGCCACAACAAGCGGCCGGGCAUUUGCAACCUGUCCCACAGCCCAUGGUUAUGCCCGGGGUCCCCGGAAUGGAUGGCCAGUCUGGUAGCAAUUUCGUUCUCCCUGCUGCACUUCUUGCACAAUACCCCGCACUUCAAACUCUUCAAUGGGAUCAGAUCCCUGCUGCGGGCGAAGAUCCUGGCGAAAUCGGCGGUCGGAGUAGUUUCGAUGCAAGUUCUGGCGGCGAAUUCGGCUAUGAUGAGGAAGAUUCCGGCAUGAGCGGUGGUUAUGGAAAUAAUCAAGGCGGCAUGUACGGUGGCCAGAUGUUAGGCGGCGAUCCUGGAUAUCAGGAUCAAAAGUGGACUGGAUAA